CCCGCAGGCGGGGCAGCCGCCAUCCUGCUUCGGUACCUGCGGGAGCAGAACCGCCCCCACAGCGCGCAGGACGCCUUCGGGAACCUGCAGCGGGAGCACGGCCUGGGCAAGACGGCUGUGGUGAAGGCCUUGGAGCAGCUGGCUCAACAGGGGAAGAUCAAAGAGAAGGUUUAUGGGAAGCAAAAAAUCUACUUUCCAGACCAGGAUCACUUUCCCAGUGCGAGUGACUCAGAACUCAAGGUCUUAGACAAUGAGAUUUCAGAUUUGUCUUGCAAAGUGCAGACCCUCCAACAGAACUGCUGUCUGAUGGAGUCAGAACUGAAAGAACUGAAGGGUUCUAUGACAACCCCAGAGAUGGUGAAAGAGAUUGAAGAGUUAAAAAAAGAUUGUGCUGAUUAUACAGAGAAACUGGAACGGAUUAAAUCUGCUGCCAAUCAUGUGACCCCUGAGGAGAAAGAAAAGGUAUAUAAUGAGAAGAAACUGUAUUGCAGAGAAUGGCGACGUCGGAAGAGAAUGGCAACGGAGCUACUAGAUGCAAUCUUGGAAGGCUACCCAAAAAGCAAGAAGCAGUUCUUUGAGGAAGUUGGCAUUGAGACUGAUGAAGAUUUCCAUGUUACUUUACCUCCCAUCUGAACUAAGGGCUCUUCUGGUAUAUGGAACAGCACCCACCUAUUUAUCAUUCAAGUUUCAGUUUGACAUCUUCCACCUCUGUAUAUUUUUUUUAAAAAAAUCCUUUGCAUGCAGUGGGGCAGGGAGGGGAAAAGCAGUCCC
Molecule: messenger RNA, 771 nt
Organism: Euleptes europaea (tarantolino)
Lineage: Eukaryota; Metazoa; Chordata; Lepidosauria; Squamata; Sphaerodactylidae
Gene: PSMC3IP
Product: PSMC3 interacting protein
Exons: 7
Biological process (GO): homologous chromosome pairing at meiosis; meiotic joint molecule formation; meiotic strand invasion involved in reciprocal meiotic recombination
Cellular component (GO): condensed nuclear chromosome; DNA recombinase auxiliary factor complex
Molecular function (GO): recombinase activator activity; double-stranded DNA binding
Source: RefSeq, a predicted model, not a curated record